Messenger RNA from Fraxinus pennsylvanica, 2163 nucleotides. The record is from the annotation of a GenBank genome assembly. NCBI's taxonomy places the organism in Eukaryota, Viridiplantae, Streptophyta, Magnoliopsida, Lamiales, Oleaceae.
AUGACAAAUGUGAAUGGUCAUAGUAUGGAGAUGGUGAUUGAUAUGGGGAAACCAGUAAAGUUUACUGGGGGUUUGGCAUUUUCCAGCCUUACGUACACUGUGAUAAAGAAGCAGAAGGAUGCUAAUGGAAACUGGGAGAAACAAGAAGUGGACUUAUUGCAUAGUAUAACUGGUUAUGCCCGCAAAGGACAAAUUACUGCAGUUAUGGGGCCUAGUGGUGCUGGAAAAUCGACAUUCUUAGAUGGAUUGGCUGGAAGAAUUGCGAGUGGAAGCCUUAAGGGCGUGGUAUCGUUGGAUGGGGUGGAAGUAAGCCCGAGCUUGAUUAAGAGAACUUCUGCAUACAUAAUGCAGGAUGAUAGGCUCUUUCCAAUGCUUACUGUUUAUGAGACACUAAUGUUCGCUGCUGAUUUUAGGUUGGGAUCAAUCUCGAGGGAGGAUAAAAUACAACGCGUCGAGAAACUUAUCGAGCAGCUUGGUUUAACGUCAUCGAGGAACACAUACAUAGGUGAUGAAGGGACUCGAGGAGUGUCUGGUGGUGAGCGUCGUAGGGUGUCAAUUGGAGUAGACAUCAUACAUGGACCUUCUCUGCUGUUCUUGGAUGAGCCAACUUCAGGUCUAGACUCGACAAGUGCUCAUAGCGUGAUAGAGAAGGUGCACGAUAUAGCUAGCUCUGGAAGCACAGUCAUUCUCACAAUUCAUCAGCCUUCAUCGCGUAUUCAGCUGCUUCUCAACCACCUGAUUAUCCUGGCACGGGGGCAGCUUAUGUAUCAGGGAUCUCCUAAAGAUGUGACCCUCCAUCUUGGGCGAAUGGGACGAAAAGUCCCCACGGGGGACAACUCCAUAGAGUAUUUCAUUGAUGUGAUACAAGAAUAUGACCAAUCAGAAAUCGGAGUUGAGGCACUGGCUGAGUUUGCUCUUACUGGUUUGAAACCACCACCGCUGGAUGAAGAAGAAGAUAUGCCACUUUCUACCGUGGAUCCAUCACCUGUACGCCCUAGGCCUCCCCAACACCAACUGAAGGGAGCUGGUGAUCAUCCUACUAAGCGCCUUCACUUGAAAACGAAACAAAUGGAUUGUGGUUUUAAUCACAGCGUCAGGAACCCACGAAACUCAUCAAAAUCUUGGAGCACCAGCCACUCGGUAACCUAUACACCAUCACAGCAGCAAAACGAUCACAGAGAUAUAAGUCGAAUGAGUGCAACUCCUUACUCCUACACUUACUCUAGUGAAAUCCUGCAAGGCACCCCAACACCUCGUAGCAGUGACUACACUGUCAACGAAAACGACUAUCUUACACCCGAUAUGGAGCCAAAAGCCAUGGUGUACCAAAAUCUUGGCCCAAAGUUUGCAAAUUCCUUCUUCACAGAAACGUUGGUUCUCAUCCGGAGGAACUUCAAAAACAUCUUGCGUACCCCUGAACUUUUCCUUUCCCGGCUUGUUGUCCUUACGGUUAUGGGCUUUAUGAUGGCCACCAUGUUUUGGCACCCCAAAGAUACCUUGCAAGGGAUCACAAAUAGCCUCAGUUUCUUCAUCUUCACAGUCUGUCUAUUUUUCUUCUCAUCCAAUGAUGCAGUCCCGGCUUUCAUUCAAGAGCGCUUCAUUUUUGUACGUGAGACCUCGCACAACGCGUACAGAGCCUCGUCUUACACAAUUGCUGGACUCAUUACCUACCUUCCAUUCCUUGCACUCCAGGCUGCAGUUUAUGCUGCCAUUGUUUGGAAACCUUUAAGACUCCAUGGGCCAUUUCUAUAUUUCUUAAUUGUUCUCUACAUGUCUCUUCUUUCCACCAAUUCCUUCGUCGUUUUUGUCAGUUCAGUUGUUCCAAACUACAUAUUAGGCUAUGCAGCAGUUAUUGCUUUCACUGCACUCUUUUUCCUCUUCUGCGGAUACUUUUUGGAUAGUCAUGACAUUCCAGGGUACUGGAAAUGGAUGCAUUACAUUUCAACAAUGACAUACCCAUAUGAAGGUCUUCUAAUGAAUGAAUAUCAAACCAAUAAAACUUUUGGAGGAAUUGAAGGAACUAGCAUCCUGAAAUCACUGGGCAUUGGACUUGAGGAAAAAUUCAAGUGGCAAAAGGUAUAUAUAAUGUUGGGAUGGGCUGUUGUAUACAGGAUUCUCUUCUACAUUGUACUUCGAUUCUUUUCCAAGAAUCAGAGGACAUAG